Molecule: messenger RNA, 9516 nt
Organism: Neopsephotus bourkii (Bourke's parrot)
Lineage: Eukaryota; Metazoa; Chordata; Aves; Psittaciformes; Psittacidae
Gene: ARFGEF3
Product: ARFGEF family member 3
Exons: 36
Coding region: 381-7139 (2252 amino acids)
Biological process (GO): regulation of ARF protein signal transduction
Molecular function (GO): guanyl-nucleotide exchange factor activity
Source: RefSeq, a predicted model, not a curated record
CUCUGAGAAGGGACUCCCCGCGCUCCACGGGAAGAGGGAAGCCGCAGCCGCCGGGUUGUGUCCGUGGCGGACGGGACCAGGCUCGGCCCCAGCCCGGCUGCGCCACGGGGGCCUGCCCGGCGUGGGAGAGGAGGAGGAGGAGGAGAAGAAGGAGGAGGGACUCCGCAGCGGCAACAACUGACGUGUCCCCGCCAUGGAGCUCGGCGUGAUUCAUCAGCGGCUGCGGGGCGGCAGCGGAGUGCCUCGCACCGUCCGCGUGUAGGCACGACAGCGGCGGGGACAGCCCCAGCCCCAGCUUUGCUCCGCUGUCCGCACCGCCCUCCUCCUCCUCGCCGCCUGCUCUGCUCCUGCGGCGACGCGAGGAUCCCGGGGGAGGCAAGAUGGAAGAAAUCCUGCGAAAGCUGCAGAAGGAAGCGUCGGGCAGCAAGCACAGGGCCAUCAAAGAGAGCUGCACCUGGGCUAUCGAAAGCUUGGAUUCUCCUGAUGCUGCUAUCAAGAUACCUCCAUAUCAGCUAAGGGAGAAGUGUCUCCUUCCUCUCCAACUAGCUCUGGAAUCGAAGAGCAUGAAGCUGGCCCAGCAGGCUCUAGCAGGGAUGCAGAAGCUGCUGUCUGAUGAGAGGUUUGUAUCCGUGGAAACCGAUUCAGAUGAGAAACAAUUGCUUAAUCAGAUGCUGAAUGCCGUCAAAGUGACUCCUUCACUCAAUGAAGACCUGCAGGUUGAAGUGAUGAAGGUCUUGCUCUGUAUAACAUACACCUCCACAUUUGAGCUGAAUGGGAGUUCAGUGUUAAAGAUUGCUGAGUUGUGUUUUGCAUGCUAUAGAGCUGGAAGUCCCCGAAUGCAUGAAAUGAUCAAAAUGUCCAUUGCACACCUCCUUGGGGCCCUGAGCUCUCGCAUUUUUACUGGUGCUUCUUCAUCAGUGGCUUUUCAAAAGGUUUGUAUUGAGACAUAUGUAUCUAGCUGUCACCAGCGAAGCAUUAACACUGCUGUGCGGGCAACCCUCAGCCAAAUGUUGAGUGACUUGACUUUACAGUUGCGACAAAAGCAAGAAAACAUGCAGACAAUUGAAAACCAUGACACCUUGCAGAAAUUCAAGAGUCAAGGUACUUCAGCUGAGUCUCUUUGUGAUGAUGUUGUAUCUGUCCUCACUGUGCUCUGUGAGAAGCUCCAGGCUGUCAUAAAUGACAAUCGGCAACUUCAGCUUCUUUACUUGGAGUGCAUCCUCUCCAUGUUAAACAGCUCCUCUCCCAGCAUGCACCAGCACAAAGGAUUCACUGAUCUAAUAUGGAAGCAACUGUGCCCAGCCCUAGUAGUAAUCCUGGGAAAUCCUAUCCAUGACAAAACGAUCACCUCUGCCCACAGCAGCAUCUGCCUUGAGGCUGAUUCUACUUCCUCGGGGAUCUCUGAUCAUGGACGGGGUUCAGGUUGUUCCUCCACAGCACCUGCCCUUAGUGGGCCUGUUGCACGAACCAUAUAUUAUAUUGCAGCAGAACUGGUUCGACUGGUGGGAUCAGUGGAAUCCAUGAAGCCUGUGCUGCAGUCUCUCUAUCACCGGAUAUUGCUUUACCCACCACCUCAGCACCGAGUAGAAGCCAUCAAAAUUAUGAAAGAGAUACUUGGCAGUCCUCGGCAACUUUGUGAUUUAGCAGGGCCCUGCUCUUCUGAGUCAGAAUCCAGGAAGAGGUCUAUUUCUAAAAGGAAGUCCCAUCUGGAUCUUCUCAAGCUUAUCAUGGAUGGGAUGACAGAAGCAUGCAUCAAAGGUGGUAUUGAAGCAUGUUAUGCUUCAGUGUCCUGUGUCUUUGCCCUGCUUGGAGCAUUAGAUGAGCUGAGCCAAGGGAGGGGUCUUAGUGAAGAGCAGAUCCAGCUGCUGCUUCGACGCUUAGAAGAACUGAAGGAUGGGACCGAGACAAGCAGGGACUCCAUGGAGAUCAAUGAUGCUGACUUCAGGUGGCAGAGGCGCAUCCUGUCCUCAGAAAAUCCUGCCUGGGAAUCAGCAAAUGAGAAAAGUCCUGAUAUUAGCAUUAGUGUUACCACAGACACUGGUCAGACCACUUUGGAAGGGGAUAUGGGACAGACAACUCCAGAGGAUAAUCCAGGAAGUCAAAAAAACUCACUACCAUCUCCAGCUGCACGUGAAAGCAGAGAGAUUCAUUAUAGAGAACCAGAAUCAGAAACCAUUGACCAGCCAGAUGUUGUUCAGAGAAGCCACACCAUAGUCUAUCCAGAUAUAACUAACUUCUUAUCAGUUGAUUCCAAGACCCGGUCAUAUGGAUCCAGAUACAGUGAAAGUAACUUCAGUGUAGAUGACCAAGACCUUUCUAGGACUGAAUUUGAUUCAUGUGAUCAGUAUUCCAUGGCAGCAGAGAAGGACUCGGGCAGGUCAGAUGUCUCAGACAUAGGCUCUGACAAUUGCUCCCUGGCUGAUGAGGAGCAGACACCACGAGAUUGUCCAGGGCACAGGUCCCUACGUACUGCUGCUCUGUCUCUGAAGUUGCUGAAAAACCAAGAAGCAGACCAGCACAGUGCACAGCUAUUUAUCCAGUCACUUGAAGCUCUUCUUCCUCGGCUUAUAUCUCUUCCCAGCAUAGAGGAGGUGGAUGGAGCACUUCAGAGCUUUUCUUCAACAUUCUGCUCAGUUACUCACCUUAUCCACGCCCCCAAAGUGACGACAGUGGAAAGUCCGAGAAGGCAGCAGCACAGAGCUUUCAAACCCUCACGAGGUAUGAUGCACUCACCAGGAUUUGAGGGAAACCUAAAUUUCAGCUUCCAGACUCUGAUGAAUGCAGACAGUCUCUACAUGGUCUCACAUUACACUCUGCUGCUCAACCUAAAAUUGGCCAACUCUGACUACUACAGAAAGAAACCUGCCCAAGCCCCUGUGUUGCUGAAGGAAUUCAUGAAGCAGGUCCAGUCCAGUGGAGUUUUGAUGGUAUUUUCCCAGGCCUGGGUUGAAGAACUGUACCACCAGGUACUAGAAAGGAAUAUGCUGGGAGAAGCUGGAUACUGGGGAAGCCCUGAAGAGCACAGCCUUCCACUUAUCACCAUGCUGACCGACAUUGAUGGCUUGGGAAGCAGUGCAAUCGGUGGCCAGCUAAUGGCAUCUGCUUCAGCUCAAUCGCCUCUUUCCCAAAACCAGAAGACAGAUGAUUCUGUUGUUGCAGGAGUUGCUUUUGCCCGAUACAUUUUAAUCGGCUGUUGGAAGAACUUAAUUGACACUUUGUCCACACCACUGACUGGCCGCAUGGCAGGCAGCUCCAAGGGGCUGGCAUUCAUCUUGGGAGCAGAAGGAGCCAAAGAGCAGAACCAAAAGGAGAAGGACUCCAUCUGCGUGAGCCUGGAUGGACUGAGGAGAGCAGCCCGGUUGAGCUGUGCUCUAGGAGUUGCUGCUAACUGUGCAUCUGCUCUUGCCCAAAUGGCUGCUGCCUCCUGUGUCCAAGAAGAGAAAGAGGAAAAAGAAAUCCAAGAGCCCAGUGAUACUAUAGCUCAAGUGAAACAGAAAGUGGAGCAGAAAUUGGAACAGAUGGGCAAAGUGCAGGGAGUGUGUCUGCACACUGCUCAUGUUUUGUGUAUGGAUGCAGUUCUUAAUGUGGGCCUGGAGAUGGGAAGCCACAAUCAGGACUGUUGGCCUCAUGUAUUCAGGGUUUGUGAGUACAUCAGCACAUUGGAGCACACCCACUUCAGUGAUGGUGCUUCCCAGCCCUCCCUUACCAUCACCCAGUCACAGCAGGCACCUGCAGGGCUGCACACAGACUCUGAGCCUGGGGACUCUGCCCAGGCACUGACCCCUGAGCAAGAGACCACCCUCAGCAACAAUCCUGUCAUUCAGCCGGUUUCUAUCCAGGAACUCAUCAAGGAGAGCAGUAAGGGCAGAGCUUUUGACUUCCGUGGAGGCAGUCUGCUGUGUGGGACCAGUGCUGCCAAGGCUGUUCUCACGCUUUCUACACAAGCUGACAGGCUCUUUGAAGAUGCUGCUGACAAGUUAAACCUGAUGGCACUGGCAGGCUUCCUUUACCAGCUCAAGAAGGCUUCUCAGGCCCAGCUUUUCCAUUCAGUCACAGAUACAGUUGAUUACUCCCUAGCAAUGCCAGGUGAAGUGAAAUCUACCCAGGACAGAAGAAGUGCACUUCACUUGUUCCGACUUGGUGAUGCCAUGCUCAGAAUCAUAAGGAGUAAAUCUCGGCCGUUGCUCCACCUUAUGCGCUGCUGGAGCCUGGUGGCACCCCACCUUGUAGAGGCUGCUUGUCAUAAGGAGAGACAUGUGUCUCGGAAGGCUGUCUCCUUCAUCCAUGACAUCCUCACUGAAGUGCUGACGGACUGGAAUGAGCCUUCUCAUUUUCACUUUAAUGAGGCGCUUUUCCGCCCCUUUGAGCGUAUCAUGCAGCUAGAGCUGUGUGAUGAGGAUGUCCAAGACCAGGUGGUCACCUCUAUAGGAGAAUUGGUGGAAAUGUGUUCUACCCAGAUCCAGUCAGGAUGGAGACCCCUGUUCAGUGCCCUGGAAACAGUGCACAGCAGCAGCAAGUCAGAGGUUAAGGAGUAUCUUGUAGGAGAAUACUCUAUGGGGAAACGCCAGGCUCCUGUGUUUGAUGUCUUUGAAGCAUUUCUAAACACAGACAGCAUCCAGGUCUUUGCCAAUGCUGCCACCAGUUAUAUUAUGUGCCUUAUGAAGUUUGUCAAAGGACUGGGGGAAGUAGAUUGUAAGGAGAUGGGUGACUGUGUGCCAGGAUCAGGACCUGCAUCUACAGACUUGUGCCUUCCCGCUCUUGAUUACCUCAGGAGAUGUUCUCAGUUGUUAGCCAAAAUCUAUAAAAUGCCCUUGAAACCCAUCUUCCUCAGUGGCCGGCUGGUUAACUUGCCCCGAAGAGCGCAGGAGCAAUCAGCCAGCAGUGAGGAUGGUAUUGAGUGCAUCCUUUCCGACUUUGAUGAUGACACUGGCCUUAUCAAUGUCUGGGUUAUUCUGCUAGAAGAAUUAACAACAGCCAUAUCAAACUGUCCCCGUCAGCACCAGCCUCCUACUUUGGAUCUGCUGUUUGAAUUGCUGAGGGACGUUGCCAAAACACCUGGACCAGGAUUUGGCAUUUAUGCAGUUGUACAUCUUCUUCUUCCCACGAUGUCUCUUUGGCUCCAUCGCAGCCAUGGUGACCAUUCAUACUGGGAUGUGGCAUCUGCUAAUUUCAAGCAUGCCAUUGGCCUUUCCUGUGAACUCGUAGUGGAGCACAUUCAAAAUUUCAUACACUCAGAUAUUGGUUAUGAAAACAUGAUUAAUACUAUGCUGAAAGAACUUUUCAAGUUGCUGGUAGCCUGUGUAGCAGAACCAACAGAAAUUAUUUCCAGAGUUGGCUGCUCUUGUAUCAGGUAUGUGUUAGUGACAGCAGGGCCUGUUUUUACUGAAGAGAUGUGGAGGCUUGCAUGUUGUGCCUUGCAAGAUGCAUUCUCUGCCACUCUGGAGCCAGUAAAGAACCUAUUGGGCUAUUUCCACAGUGGUUCUGAAAGCUUUAGUGGAGAUGCUUGUGAAGUGAAGGUGGCAGCCCCCUCCCUUUCGCCAAGCGCUGAAGCUGAAUACUGGAGAAUCAGAGCCAUGGCACAACAGGUCUUCAUGCUGGAGACCCAGUGCUCCCCAAAGACCCCUAGCAACAAGGAAGGAUUUGAACAUGCCCAGUCAUGCGUGCUCAUCAUUGACCUGCCACCAGAUAAGAAACCAAAUGGGCAUACCCAGAGAAGUAUUCCUUUCAGGACGAUAGUGGUGAGUUUGCUGUCCCACCAAGUACUGCUCCAGAAUCUAUAUGACAUCUUACUGGAGGAAUUUGUGAAAGGCCCUUCUAACUUGGAGGAAAAAAUGACAAUACAAGUACCAGAAAACAAGUUGGCUGGUUUUCUCAGGUACAUCUCCAUGCAAAACCUGGCUGUCAUCUUCGACUUACUGCUGGAUUCCUAUAGAACAGCCAGAGAGUUUGAUACCAGACCUGGAUUAAAGUGCUUGCUGAAAAAAGUUUCUGGCAUUAGUGGAGCUGCCAAUUUGUAUCGCCAGUCAGCAAUGAGCUUUAACAUCUACUUCCAUGCUUUAAUUUGUGCAAUCCUGACAAACCAGGAGAGCAUCACUGCAGAGCAAGUGAAAAAGAUCCUCUUUGAGGAUGAUGAGAGAAGCACAGACUCAUCACAGCAGUGUUCUUCAGAAGAUGAAGACAUUUUUGAAGAAACUGCCCAGGUCAGUCCUCCACGAGGGAAGGAGAAGAGACAGUGGAGGGCUCGAAUACCAUCCCUGAGUGUACAGCCUGUCAGCAAUGCAGACUGGGGGUGGCUUAUCAAAAGGCUUCAUAAGCUCUGCAUGGAACUGUGCAACAACUAUAUCCAGAUGCAUUUGGACCUGGAGAAUAAUGUAGAGGAGCCUCCAGCAUUCAAAGGUGACCCUUUCUUCAUUUUACCAUCCUUUCACUCAGAAACCUCCACCCCAUCGACUGGAGGGCAAUCUGGGAAGGACACACCAUCAGAAGAUGAUCGGAGUCAAAUCAGGGAUCAGCUGGGAGACAGCCUGACACCCCGAGGAGGGACUGGAGAAAUAUUGCUGCUACCCCCACCCCUAAGUCCUAAACCAGAGAAGAAAGAGCAAACCAGGAAAAAAGAAUGGUGGGAGAGUGCUGGCAACAAGAUCUACACCAUAGCCACUGACAAAACUAUCUCCAAGCUCAUGACAGAAUACAAGAAAAGAAAGCAGCAACAGGCCAUGACAUCCUUCACCAAAGAGGUCAAAGUGGAAAAGAAAGGAGAACUUCUUGGUUCAAGAGGGCCAGACUCACCCAUACUCCAGCGUCCACAACAUCUUAUAGAUCAAGGUCAAAUGAGGCAUUCAUUCAGUGCUGGUCCGGAGAUCCUGAGACAAGAGAAGAGACCACGCUCAGGAUCCACAGUCAGCUCCCUGAAUAUAUCUGUUAGGGAUGCUGAGGCCCAGAUACAGGCAUGGACCAACAUGGUGCUGACAGUUCUCAACCAGAUUCAGGCCCUGCCAGACCAAACUUUCACAGCCCUGCAGCCAGCGGUGUUUCCCUGUAUCAGCCAGCUGACCUGCCAUGUGACAGAUAUCCGUGUUCGCCAAGCAGUACGGGAAUGGCUGGGAAGAGUGGGACGAGUGUAUGAUAUCAUCAUUUAAACCUAGCUGUGCUCUGUUGCAAAGGGGAGAUACAUCAAAGGUAUACAGCAAAGAAGUACUUGGGGUUUAUUAAUUGCCUGUUUGUUGGUGGCACAUUAAGAAACAAUGAACUUGUCAAUGUAUAUCUUAUGUCUGCUUGAGACUGUGUCCCCCCCACUCGCACUAGCAAAGAUGGCAUAGCAUGAGUAUGUCCAGCAUGGUCUGGAAUGGCCCCAGAACACAGAAACUACCAGUAAAUCAGGCUGGUACCUAAAGGGGUGAUACAUUUCAGUAGCCUUCAUUUAAUUCAAAUUUGCAACAGUGGGAGCCACAAUAAACUGCAGCAGAACUUCCACACUUACAAAUAGCUGUGAACACAACUGUCAUCUGGAUGUCAAACCAGGCCAAUAAGCCUAUGUAACUUUAAAAAAAGAAAUAAAUAGAAGGCAGGGAAAAGGUGGGGCUGUGGGACAAGUGAAAAACUGACAGUUGUUUAGGGUAACCUUUUUCCCUUCUGAAAUAAGCAUGAGAGAAGAAAGCCAAAUAAAGAUUACUCUCGUAAUUGUAAUUACUAAUAUUCCUCACUCGAGAAAGUAAGUGGAGAUUUAUUUGUCUCUGAGAGGAGCCUUUGAAAUCUGGUCACAUUUGGGGUAGCUAAUGAGUGACUAUUAAAGUAUCCCAAGCCUAAAACUGGUGAACAAAGCAUAGACUAUUCAUCCUUUCAUUGCUUUUGCGGAGUAUUGCUUUAAGACAAAUAGCACUGUCAAAGCUGCUCUCUCUACACCACUACUCAGUCUGCCUAUUCAGCUACACCUACAGCUGAUCAUUUUUCCAUGGUUUUAGUUCCCGCUAAGGGCAACAAGGAAAUUUGUUUUGCUGUGUCCUAUGAACCUGGGGGAGAAGACACACCACAGAGCAAAUAGCAGCAUGUGCCAAUAUUCAACAUUCAGCUUAACAGAGUAAAGUGGUCUGGUUUAAGCAACACUGAAGCUAAGUUAGUGUAUGCUUCUAUCUGGAAAUGUUUGUUUACAUAGGCGGCUGUAGCCAGGAAGACCAUUAUCACCUUUGUUAAACUUAGCUUAUCACUCCACAUUGGGCUGAACUGAGAUAAAAAAUAGACUGAAAGGAAGGUAUUUUUCUUGUUUCUCUCCCAUUUCUUGUCUGCUGCUGUAAAUUGAAAGGGAGAGAGUCUUGGAGGUACAUCCCCCUCUGUGCAGCACUCCUAUAGGGACUACUACCAUUUGCUGAUAUUAUUAAGGGGAAGGCUUUACUACCGUGUUAUCAAAUACACAUGUGAUGCUGUUCACACUAGAAACAGCAAAGGGUUACCUGCUGCACAAGUUACGUUACAGCCUCUGAGACACUCCAUCUCAUACUCCCAUACCACAUAACUUACUGAUUAGAAGUUGAAAUAAUUUGUUGAAAAUAAGUUGAUUUUAAUCUUAGGUGACCACUUAAUGAUAUUCUCCCAAGGCUUUUAAAAUGUGCAUACCAACUAAAUAUACAGCUUCAGUCCCUGCUCCCUCCAUCUUCAAAAUGGCAUCUCUUUGUAUCAGCCCUUGAUUUUGCACAGCUAACCCCUUCUAGCAUCUUAAACAUAGAGAAACAGAGGGAGCCAAAAGGCUCCACUGAACAGCCGUCACCCAAGCUGAUGUGUUUACAAAGGGUCUGACACUAUCCUCCUGCCUUUUCCUCCCAAUUCCCAUUUAUCACUUGCUAGACUUGUGCAGGGAAUAUUUGUCCCUUAACUUUCUGUAGUGUCAGUCACACCAUUUUUUCUUUCAAAACUUUCCUUUGCUAAAUUCUUUCAAGGACAUAAAAAUUCUGUAAAACCAACUCUUUCUUACCACCAACACUGACUUCACAAAUAAGUAAUUAAUUUAGCGAUUUUAGCAAUUGUCAAUUUUCCCCAAACAAUUUUAAUAUUUCCUUGGGGAAAGGUACAAUUAGACCUUGUUACCUGGGAGGGUUUUUGCAUGGUUAGAUUUCUGUUGCCAUGUCUUUCUUACACAUCUUCUGGUAGGUAGACGAAGAAGUUUGUUACAAUUUUGUUAAAGGUCUUAUUGGCCAUCUAUACAGAGCUGCUUUUAAAGCAGUACAUUAAUUAGGCAACAACAGAAAUCAGAAUAAUAAACUAUGCAAAACAUCCAAUUCUGUUUUUCAUUAUACGUGCAUGGAAUGGAUGCAGAUCCUUGCUGUACUAAAGUAAAUCUCUAAAACAUGUUGGAGAAGUAAGACUGAUAGCAGUACCAGUGGAAUCACUCCAGACUCCAGCAGAGGGCCUAACAUCCAGGAAACACUGUGGUUUUGUGUCACAGUUGCAAUACAAAGUCCUUCUGUACAACAGAAGGAAGAACUCCAGGAAUGACAGUACCACCCCAAUCAUGUCCAGCUGUAC